This is a messenger RNA of Gastrolobium bilobum, 1005 nucleotides long. RefSeq names its product protein MAIN-LIKE 2-like. Gene Ontology annotation, biological process: meristem maintenance; meristem development. The coding region runs from base 1 to 1005 and encodes 334 amino acids. NCBI's taxonomy places the organism in Eukaryota, Viridiplantae, Streptophyta, Magnoliopsida, Fabales, Fabaceae. The transcript is spliced from 3 exons. The record is from RefSeq and is a predicted model, not a curated record.
AUGGCCCAUUCGUCUUCAUCAGAGUCCUCGCGCUCUGGAUCCGAUGGUGAUCUUGAGCCAUCCGAUCCUUGUACGCAUGUACUUCCUGGUCCAUAUAGGUGGGAGGUACUCCGUAAGAGGACACAGCGCAGUCACGUAUCACAAGUUGUGUGGAACGAGGAUACGGUUAGGGGGUUAAAGACGAGGCGAGGGAAACUUCAGGGGGGACCCCAUCACGAUGAUAUACCAGAUGUUGUCGCUGACUAUUUGACACAGGCUGGGUUCAUACACGUGGCACGUAUGAGUCAUGUUCAGAUCGAUACCCCCUUGAUAUCUGCUUUGGUUGAGCGUUGGAGACCGGAGACACACACAUUUCAUAUGACGCAGGGAGAGAUGACCGUUACAUUACAGGACGUGGCUGGUAUACUUGGUUUGCCUACUGACGGGCAGGCAGUUACCGGAUCUACAGCGUUGGAUUGGAUUGCUAUGUGUGAGGAGGUUUUUGGGACUGCCCCAGUUACGGGCACAGACAUUCACGGAGGCGAUCUACGUAUAUCUUACUUAGACAAGAUAUACGCUGAUUGGUUUACAGUAGCACACAAUCCAGAGGAGGUGAGGCGUUACACCAAGGCACACAUUUUGCGGCUAUUAGGCUCAUGGUUAGUGUGUGACAGAUCAGGUGGGAGCAAAAUUGCUUGUCGUUACGUUCCACUGCUUGCAGGGGACUUUACCGACAUUGGCAGAUACAGUUGGGGGUUUGCGGUUCUCGCCCAUCUCUUUAGACAUUUAUGUGUGGCAACAAACCCGCGGACUGUAAAUCUGGGUGGUUGUCACGUAUUACUGCAGAUAUGGGCUUGGAUUAGAUUCCCCCCCAUUGCACCACCUAUCAUGCAGCCUACCCACCUGGAGUGGCAUUUUGGUCACAGGUUUAAUUCCCUACCUCCCUUUAAGCCACAUGAGCAGUCUUGGUAUCGGGCAAACCUUGACACGCUUUAUAGAGACGAGGUUUGUGAUAUCUAUUAUUAA